GCACAUGAGGGGGGAGCAUGAGGGAGGGGCCGGGGUGACGGUCAAUACACCACCCAGCAGCAGCAGCAGCACCAUCAGCCUCACAGCAGUGCUCCUCCACCAUGGGUGACGCCGAGCUGCCCUCAGGCUGGGAGAAGCGGGUCAGCCGCUCCACAGGCCAGACUUACUAUUUGAAUGUGUAUACCAAAGAAAGUCAGUGGGAUGCACCAACGGAGCCUGCCAAGCCAGCAGGAGGGAGCACCACUGGGGGUCCUGACCGAGUGCAAUGCUCCCAUCUGCUGGUGAAGCAUGCAGGAUCCCGCAGACCUUCUUCGUGGCGCCAAGAAAAUAUUUCUAUUUCUAAGGAAGAAGCAAUAAGCCUUUUAGAGGACUAUCGUCAAGAAAUUACAUCAGGACAGUCAUCAUUUGCUGAGCUGGCUAGCAGGGUAUCGGAUUGCAGCUCGGCUAAGCGUGGAGGUGAUCUUGGGCUGUUUGGAAGAGGUGCAAUGCAAAAACCAUUUGAAGAUGCUGCAUUUGCCCUUAAAGUUGGAGAGUUGAGUCAAAUAGUAGACACAGACUCUGGGGUACACAUCAUUCUGCGUACUGCAUAGAUUGGCUAUACAACUCUCGAUAUUCAGCUAGUGGCUUAAAAUUUACCUGAUUUAUUUCCUGUUAUACAAAGAAAAUUCAUGUCUAAAACAUAUGUUAAAAAUAUUUGCAAUUAUACUGUUUCGUUACAGAAACUUUCAUUGCCUCUUAUCUUUCAAAUGCAGAUUACAGUUUAAUGUUAAAAUGGUCAUUUAAAAGAGAUUAGGCAAUGCUUGAAUAUUAAUAAAAGUUACUAGAAUAAGAA
Procambarus clarkii (red swamp crayfish) is the source of this 832-nucleotide messenger RNA. Its product is annotated as putative peptidyl-prolyl cis-trans isomerase dodo. The record is from RefSeq and is a predicted model, not a curated record. Gene Ontology annotation, cellular component: cytosol; nucleus. NCBI's taxonomy places the organism in Eukaryota, Metazoa, Arthropoda, Malacostraca, Decapoda, Cambaridae. Gene Ontology annotation, molecular function: peptidyl-prolyl cis-trans isomerase activity; protein binding.